Molecule: messenger RNA, 300 nt
Organism: Trypanosoma grayi
Lineage: Eukaryota; Euglenozoa; Kinetoplastea; Trypanosomatida; Trypanosomatidae
Exons: 1
Coding region: 1-300 (99 amino acids)
Source: RefSeq, a predicted model, not a curated record
AUGGUUCAAGGGGCUGUAAUUCAAAUGUUUGACGGCGCCAUAGAGCACUUACCGGCUACCACGCCAGGCCACCCACUCACAGCGUUCCGGGCCAUUUUUCUAUUACCGGUGGCCGUGCGCCCGGUGUAUGGCAAAGCAUUGGGGAACCCCGUCUCAUGGCCAUAUGCUGCUUCAAGUGAAUGGCUUAAAUCUGGUUGUGCUAAGGUUGGGAAGACCAAUACGCACCCAAUUGUGAAUCACCGAAUGGGCAAGACAUGUCCUGGAGCACCGGCCUGGAAAAUACGUGGGGCCGUCGCCUAA